Messenger RNA from Capronia epimyces CBS 606.96, 948 nucleotides. RefSeq lists its product as uncharacterized. Gene Ontology annotation, molecular function: NADP binding; oxidoreductase activity, acting on the CH-OH group of donors, NAD or NADP as acceptor; NAD binding. The transcript has 5 exons. Lineage: Eukaryota; Fungi; Ascomycota; Eurotiomycetes; Chaetothyriales; Herpotrichiellaceae. The coding region runs from base 1 to 948 and encodes 315 amino acids. The record is from RefSeq and is a predicted model, not a curated record.
AUGGCUCUGAUUCAUCUAGGUCUGGGAAGCAUGGGAAACGCCAUGGCACAAAAUCUGCAGAAAAAGUGUUGCAGCAAGGACCCUCUUCGUUUCUUCAAUCGCACAGCUGUGCGCGGCAAGUCGCUGCAGGCCUUGGGGGCAUUUCCAUGCGACUCGGUUGCUCACUUGGUGGACGAGAGCGAUAUUAUUUUCACGUCGCUGAGUGACGAUGCGGCUCUGGAAAGUAUAAUACAACAAAUCGCAUCCUGUGGCCAUUUGACCGGUAAAAUCAUAGUCGACACAACCACUGUGCAUCCCGACACAACGAAAUCCAUGGCAGCCAAGUUGAGUGCCGUCGACGCGCAAUUCGUCUCUGCACCUGUCUUUGGCGCCACGCCCAUGGCCGAAGCAGGCCAGCUUCUCAUAGCAGUGGCCGGCCCCGACGACGCCAUUCGCGUAAUCAGUCCCCUCCUGAAAGGUGUGAUUGCGAGGAAUGUCAUGGUCGUUUCCCGAGAACCCCAGAAAGCCACCUUACUGAAAACUCUUGGAAAUUUCAUGAUCGCAGGCAUUAUGGAGAUCGUUGCAGAAGCACACGUCUUUGCAGAUAAAACCGGCCUAGGAUCGAACAUCUUGGAAGAUCUGAUAGAGCAGAAUUUUGGAGCACUGGCUUAUUCAGAUUCCCGACGAAUGACCACAGGCGUAUAUUGUCCGGGGAAAGAUCAAGCCCCUUACUCCGACCUCAACCUGGCGUUGAAGGAUGUUGGCCAUGGUUUGUCUUGCGCACAGAAUGUUGGCGUAAAACUUGGGGUGGCCCAUGUCGUCCUCGAAAAUCUCAACAAAGCCAAGCAAUACUCGGAGGAUCAUGGCGGUCGCGCUUUAGAUUCCUCUUCCCUAUUUGGCGCCGUCAGGAGCGACGCCGGGUUAGAUUUUCGGACGGAUUUUGUGAAAAAAAGGGACGGAGAAAACUAG